Molecule: messenger RNA, 2199 nt
Organism: Gossypium raimondii (Peruvian cotton)
Lineage: Eukaryota; Viridiplantae; Streptophyta; Magnoliopsida; Malvales; Malvaceae
Product: metal transporter Nramp2
Exons: 4
Coding region: 151-1770 (539 amino acids)
Biological process (GO): metal ion transport
Cellular component (GO): membrane
Molecular function (GO): cadmium ion transmembrane transporter activity; manganese ion transmembrane transporter activity
Source: RefSeq, a predicted model, not a curated record
CUCGUUUUCUCGGCAUCUAAACGAAAAGUAACCGAUAUAAAUCCAACCUCUUACGGUACUCAACGGAAGAGCUCUCCCUCCACCAAAACGGACCUUAACAAACAGACGGAAUAUUCCGUUUUUGGUCAACAGAAUAUUCCUCCUCCGACGAUGAAUUCCCCAAACCGAGGCGAGGAGUCACCAAAGGAGGAACCUGACAGAGACAAAGAUGCAGCUGAGGAAUCCGAAUCCAAACGCCUAUUGCCAUCCCAAUCUCCUUCGCUGUCGUCAGAUGAUGAAAACGAGGUGGCAUUCGAGUCCCGAGAGAAAGUCGUGAUCGUCGACCUGGAAACGCCUGAAUCCAUCCUAAAUGUCGAUUACGUCCCUCCGUUUUCAUGGAAGAAGCUCUGGUUGUUUACGGGUCCGGGGUUUCUAAUGAGUAUAGCAUUUUUAGAUCCGGGGAAUUUGGAAGGGGAUCUCCAGGCUGGGGCAAUUGCGGGUUACUCUUUGCUUUGGUUGUUGAUGUGGGCAACCGUCAUGGGCCUGCUUAUCCAAUUGUUGUCGGCUAGGGUCGGAGUGGCAACAGGCCGGCAUCUUGCGGAGCUUUGCCGAGAGGAAUAUCCGACUUGGGCUCGAUUGGUGCUGUGGUUCAUGGCGGAAUUGGCGCUUAUUGGAGCUGAUAUUCAAGAGGUUAUCGGCAGUGCUAUAGCUAUCCAAAUUUUGAGUAACGGUGCUUUGCCGCUAUGGGCUGGUGUCUUAAUUACCGCUUCGGAUUGUUUUGUCUUUUUAUUCCUGGAGAAUUACGGAGUCAGGAAACUAGAAGCUGUUUUUGCUGUAUUGAUUGCUACUAUGGCUUUAGCAUUUGCUUGGAUGUUUGGUGAUACAAAACCCAAUGGAAAAGAACUACUAAUUGGUAUUUUGGUUCCUAGACUUGGCUCGAAAACGAUUCGACAAGCAGUGGGGGUUGUGGGUUGUGUCAUAAUGCCUCAUAACGUAUUCUUACAUUCUGCUUUGGUACAAUCAAGAGACAUAGAUCCCAAAAAGAGAGGCCGGGUUCAAGAGGCACUAAACUACUACACAAUUGAAUCAUCUGUUGCGCUUCUAGUUUCCUUCAUGAUCAAUUUAUUUGUGACAACAGUCUUUGCCAAGGGAUUCUAUGGCACAAAACAAGCAAAUAACAUAGGACUAGUUAACGCAGGGCAGUAUCUUGAGGAGAAGUAUGGUGGAGGGCUCUUUCCAAUUCUCUACAUAUGGGGUAUUGGCUUGCUAGCAGCUGGACAAAGUAGUACAAUAACUGGCACGUAUGCCGGUCAGUUUAUAAUGGGAGGUUUUCUCAACCUUCGUCUGAAGAAGUGGUUGAGGGCAUUGAUUACGCGUAGCUUUGCAAUUGUGCCAACUAUAGUUGUAGCUCUCGUGUUUAAUACAUCUGAAGCUUCGUUGGAUAUUUUGAAUGAAUGGCUUAAUGUGCUUCAGUCAAUACAAAUUCCUUUUGCACUGAUCCCGCUUCUAACCUUGGUCUCCAAGGAGCACGUCAUGGGGGUCUUUAGGAUUGGGCCUACUCUUGAGAAACUGGCCUGGACUGUAGCUGCACUGGUAAUAGUAAUCAAUGGGUAUCUUUUACUGGAUUUCUUUGUUUCUGAAGUAAAGGGGCUGCUGUUUGGACUAUUUAUCUGUAUUUGGACAGCUGCAUAUAUAGCAUUCAUAGUUUAUCUCAUUUCACGUGGUGGUGCUCUUCCUUCCACCUGGUUCAGCAUAGAACUAUCCAAGAGAUUUUCUGCGAAUGGAACUUAAUCAAGAAGCGCAGUCAGCGCUAGGAACAUCAAAUUCUUAGAAGUAUGUAGCUGUCUGCAUAAGCCUCCAAAUAGCAUGAUGGCAGUUGUUCAAUGUUGCAAAAGAUAAACCAUUCAUUUGGUGCAUCAACAAGCUUUAACACAUAUCCAAACAAAAUUGGUUCCAGAUUGCUACCGAUGUGCUUGUCAGAGCUGCACGGAGUUAUAUUUCAUCCUGGAGGAUAGAGUAAACACUUUUCCAACCUGCAGGCGGCUAAAACUACUUCCAUCCCUGUAAUAGGUUUUAUCAUGUCCAUUUUCAAAUUAGAAAAAGAAGAAACGUCUUAGUUUGAUAUUCUUUGAUGUAAGAACUCCUCAUGUACCAUAGCCAGACUGCCAUUCUUGUUUCCCCAAAAGGGACUUAUACAAUACAACAACUCAAAUUUGCAAA